AUGCAAGUGGAGGCGAAGCCGAAGCUGCGCCUCCCCGAGAAAAGCGGCCGCGGGACUGUCAACAUGCUGCGGCAUCCACCGGAGAUGCACCGCCUGGAACGCGCGGCGGAGCACGCCCUGGAGCAGGCAGACCAAAGGGAAGCUACGGCANCCUGUAACGGCAACGUGCCCCACAACGAUGCAAGUGGAGGCGAAGCCGAAGCUGCGCCUCCCCGAGAAAAGCGGCCGCGGGACUGUCAACAUGCUGCGGCAUCCACCGGAGAUGCACCGCCUGGAACGCGCGGCGGAGCACGCCCUGGAGCAGGCAGACCAAAGGGAAGCUACGGCAGGAAGAGGCUUCCCCAAGCUGCGCAACAGCUCAAUGAUUAUCUCGAGCGAGGGCAGCUCCAGUGUGCGCAGAUGGUCUCGCGCGAUCUUCCUGGAGCGAUGUCGGAUGCAGUGAAGGAGGCGCACCAGCAAGAAGAGGUCUAUCGACCAGCGUNAGCGUUCCUCAAGCGCCAGAGCAACAGCAGGAAGGAGGCUCUUCGCAAGCUGACGAAGCAUCGAUCGCAGCUGGAAAAGGCGGCCGCAGCAUCUGCUGCAUGUAGAUCGGGCUGGGAGCGGGGGCAGGAUUAUUUCCGCGCCGUCAUCAAGGAAUGCCAAUCCGCUGUAGCAGUCACAUCUGCUGGACUCAAUGCCGGCAGCCUGCAGUUCAAGGCCUUGGCUCUGAAAGGACUGUACCACAAGCUGCUCAGGGGGGUGCCCAAGAGGCAAGCUUUCGAGGAAACGGCGGAGUUUUUUCAAGUGGCAUCCAGCACCCUCCGUGAGUGGGAGCUUUCCUACCGCACCAAGGGCCAUAUCCAGGUGGACCAGAGGGGGAAACACGAACGGCGGUGGAUCCUGAGCUUGGACGAGGGUCUUCUCGUGAUGCCGAGCGAGGGGUUCCACGAGUACCUCAACAAGGACGUCUUGCCACAGGUAGCAGACACCAAAACGUGCGACUACGACCCCUUCAAGCACGCUCCUGUCACCAAGACGACGACUGAAACGGCAUCAGGAGAGAAAGUGGUGUCGUACUCGGUGACCGUUCGCACGGCGCGCUCCUGGCUGCACAAGCUGGGGUGCGAGUACCGCGAUCGCAAGUCGGGCCNCGUACUCGGUGACCGUUCGCACGGCGCGCUCCUGGCUGCACAAGCUGGGGUGCGAGUACCACGAUCGCAAGUCGGGCCGAUCCAAGUAUUGGGUCCGGCAGCACUGACGGUGGCCAACUUCAACGAGGUGUACCGCGACGGACUCCAGGGCGCGGAAGCAGUACAGAAGAGGGACACCUUUAACUCUCACCGCAAGCCGGCUCCGUCAGAGUACAUUAACCCUAAGUGA
This is a messenger RNA of Ectocarpus sp. CCAP 1310/34, 1359 nucleotides long. The record is from the annotation of a GenBank genome assembly. NCBI's taxonomy places the organism in Eukaryota, Phaeophyceae, Ectocarpales, Ectocarpaceae.